AUGGACAUUAAACAGGAUAUGAAGGACUCGGCGAUCCCGCAGGGAGGCGAGUCCAAGGGGGAACCCAAGACAGAGCCCAAAAAGGGGUGCAACUGUACUCUUCUCUACGUGAUGUUUCUGAUGUUUGGCGUUGGAUCGUUGUUGCCAUUCAACUGUUACAUCACACCUUAUGAGUACAUGAUACGAUUCUACCCUAAACCCGUUCUCUCGUUCUUCUCUCUGGCCUAUAACGUCGGCAAUUGGGGCAUGAUGUUCAUCUAUCUCAAGAUUGGAAAGAAGAUACCGGCCCGCAUGAGCAAUAUCAUAGUGUUCAUCAUUUGGAUAGUCUGCCUUACCGUUGUCCCCUGCCUUGCGUUUCUUGACAUAGCCACUAUUGCUCGAUUCGUUAUUGCUAUUAUUUUAGUCUUCAUCUCAGGUGUUUUGAACGGUAUCUGUUUUCCGAAAAUCGUCUCUGUCGGUUCACGAAUAAGCUUUGAUCUAGUCCAGGCCAUGAUGUCUGGGAAUGGAGUGGCAGGGAUUAUUACGGCAGCUCUAUAUGCUAUUACCAAGGGGAUUGCUAUCGCGAGCAACAAUGGUAAGUUUACGGACAACCAGCUUAAGUUCGGAACGCUAUCGUACUUUAUCUUGUCCGAUGUGAUCCUCCUGAUAUGCAUUUUUUGCUGGAUCAAAGUCAUGAAGGACUACCCUCACCUCAACUACGACGAGACCCCUGCAGAGCAGGUGGAGAUGGAACCCUCGAUCAUUAACGGCAGCUCUGCGCAACCCGACAGUGCCCCCAGUAAUGCCAUGCCGCAGGGGUCCGCCUCCCUCGGGAACGAGACCAUUGAUCAGUCUGUCCUGCCAGUAGGCAACUUGCUUAACCCCAAGACGGGGCAGAAGUAUACCUUCAUGCAGCUGGUGCGCGUCCUCCUGGUUCCAGGCCUCGGUGUUUUCUUUGUAUUCUUCAUUACUCUAGCUUUCUUCCCCUCCAUCACAGGAAAGAUACCAUAUGUUACUGGAGUUAAUAAUAACCUUGACGACAAAGGCUGGUGGUCUGUCGGUAUGACGAGUCUCUUCAUGAUCUUCGACUACGUGGGCCGAUCGCUUCCUCAAAUCGAAGUUCUGACACGGAUUCGUACGACCCCUCUUCUCAUUUUCUCUUUGCUGCGGAUCGUCUUUGGAGUUCUUUUUCUUCUAAUGGGCAUUCCUGUCCCUACUCUGAGUAACAAUAGCAUCUCUAGGAUCAAUGCACCCAUUCAAAAUGAUUACGUCUCAACCAUCACUAUGAUACUCUUUGCUCUCACGAAUGGAUACGUUAGCACUGUGAUCAUGAUCCGCUAUGGCGACCACGUGCCUCACCCGUCCUACAUGGCUGCCUCUGGUGACAUAAUGUCCUUCUGGCUCAACACGGGUCUUAUUGCUGGAGGCUUGGUAUCGCUCUUUAUUGAUCUAGGGAUGGAUCCCACGGCUUUGAAUGUGAGUUAA
This is a messenger RNA of Giardia duodenalis, 1464 nucleotides long. Its product is annotated as Nucleoside transporter. Gene Ontology annotation, molecular function: nucleoside transmembrane transporter activity. Bases 1 to 1464 code for a protein of 487 amino acids. Gene Ontology annotation, biological process: nucleoside transmembrane transport. Gene Ontology annotation, cellular component: plasma membrane. NCBI's taxonomy places the organism in Eukaryota, Fornicata, Diplomonadida, Hexamitidae. The transcript has a single exon. The record is from RefSeq and is a predicted model, not a curated record.